AUGGCCGAUCGAGGGCCCCCAGUGGACACCGAGCAGGUGUGCCCUGACGGCCAGACCGGCUCUUAUUCGACCAAGCAUCGUAGACUCCAUCCGUGGCUUCCAGCGUCCCAUCUUCCCAAAGUCCAGGGCAUGGCCGAUCCCUGGCUUGUCGCCGGUCUCCGCCAGGUCAGAUCCGACCAAUUUCGAGCCGUGCAAGUGCUUGUUUCUUGGUGUUUCUUGUCGCCGUGCUGCUUUGGAGCCCCGUUGAUCGCCUAUCAGCCUUCCCUUUCAACCUUGGCUCCAUUGACGUUGUCGCUUGCCCGCUGA
Messenger RNA from Aspergillus luchuensis, 306 nucleotides. RefSeq lists its product as uncharacterized. The record is from RefSeq and is a predicted model, not a curated record. Lineage: Eukaryota; Fungi; Ascomycota; Eurotiomycetes; Eurotiales; Aspergillaceae. Bases 1 to 306 code for a protein of 101 amino acids. The transcript has a single exon.